Messenger RNA from Myzus persicae (green peach aphid), 1395 nucleotides. RefSeq names its product homeobox protein 2-like. The transcript has a single exon. NCBI's taxonomy places the organism in Eukaryota, Metazoa, Arthropoda, Insecta, Hemiptera, Aphididae. The record is from RefSeq and is a predicted model, not a curated record. Bases 1 to 1395 code for a protein of 464 amino acids.
AUGAGCAACCCCAACGAGGAAGACCUCUCCUUAACCGAUACGGUCACUCCGUCGCUAACCUCCCUGCAACAACAAAUUGAUGACAUGAACCAGGUGUUCCAUAGACAGCUCGACUCUUUUGCCAAUCGAUUCAUCGAGUAUGAUCAAAAAUUCCACGACCUGUGUACCCGCAUAGAUGAGGUUGACGCUGAUAUCACAUCCAAACUGACACAAGUACAAACCAAUUUCCAUAGUGAGUUCGUUGCAAUACAAGGCAACAUUGCCGAGUGUAUAGCAAGUAAUAAUAAUUCCCAUUCCACCACCCUAAAUGAAAGUAUCAACCACAUGAACAGUGUACAGCGUAGUAUCAACACACAAAUCCAAUCGCUUUCGGACCGGAUCUGUAUCACCGAAGGUCAAGCCUCACGACUGGCGGCUCUAGAGAAUAGACUUCAAAAUACUUCCAUAGACCCCAUCCUUUCAACCAAACCAUCAAUAUAUCAAUGCCCCCCUCAACUAAAUUCAUCAUUACCCCCAAGAUUAACACAAUCACUAGCCCCUCCUAACGUUCUCUCUUCAACAGUCUUGCCCAAUAUCUCCAAAAUAAAUAGUCUUCCCAAUAAUUCAAUCUCAGCUAUUCAAAAUUGUCAAAAUAAUCCAAACCUCUCUAACCAUAGUAACCUUUCAAAUAAUCUAUCCCAUACUUCUGCUAUCUCUCUAGAUCCCCACCGCAUCCCUAAGUAUAACGGUCAACUCUCUCCCACUCACCCCGCUGACUUCCUUGAUAAGGUUGAUCAGUAUUUUUUAAUGCAUAAUGCCUCCGACCAGGUCAAAAUUAAUUUCAUCAGUGAUAACUUUACCGGCAAAGCUUUGCUUUGGUACAAUACUCUCCUUCCCCCUCCCAUAAAUUACAAUGAUUUCGUAGAACUGUUCCGAGAUUAUUUCUGGUCACAAAGCUUACAGCGUUCAAUACGCAAUGAAUUAUAUCGGCCCCACUAUCACCGUGAUGAGGCCACAAUGUCUGAACACGCCAUGGACUGGAUCAGUCGUGCACGUCAUCUUCAACCUCCUAUUGACCAGAUGGAAAUGGUCGACCAGAUAACAUCUCAUUUCUCCUACAACGUAUCCUUAGCCCUAAGGGGACUCCGCAUUCUCACUACGAACGAGUUGAUUAAACAGCUUACAUACCUUCAACGUUCCAACACACCCCACAACAAUCAGAACAACAAUGGUAAUUCUAACAAUAAUUCUCGUCCCAAUUCUCAACAACAACAGUAUUAUCCCCAUUCCGGCCCUCAAAAUCAAAAUCGAAACCCCUCCCGUAAUAACAACUACAAUAGACCUCAAUAUCAAAACAAUAGUAACACUCAACCAUCCUCUCUACCAGACCAUGCCGUACCACCUCCGGGAAACUAG